AUGCCCUCAUCUCUGAGCUCCGAGAUUGUUGUCGGGAUAGACUUUGGCACGACGCAAAAAAAGAUCAGACUCAUCACUGACUGGCCCAACCCAGCAGCCACUAUUGCCAAUGCCGACAAAGUCCCAACCAUCAUCUCAUACCAGAAUGGCGGUGUCGCAAACUGGGGCUAUGAGGUCGGUCUCAAGGAAGAUGCCUUUCGAUGGAUCAAAAUCCUUCUUGAGCCCAAGUCCAAGUACGCCGACGAGGAGCUGCAUGUUCAGGGGAGUAGCAACCUCCUGGGCAAGGUCAACAAGACGGUUGAGGAGGUUGUCAGUGACUACCUCAGGCUAAUAUGGACGUACACCAAGGAGAACAUCCGCAAGCGCGUCGGUGACAGUGACUGGGAGAACAACUUUACUCUCCAAGUGGUGCUGACGGUACCGGCCAUGUGGACUCCUGCUGCCAAAGACAAGACCCUCAAGGCGGCCCAGAGGGCUGGUCUUCCACAGGACAUUCGCUUGGUGACUGAGCCAGAAGCUGCCGCCUUGUCCACGCUGCAUGACAAAGCUGAGGAAAAUUCACUCAAGAAGGGAGAUGCAUUCGUUGUCUGCGAUGCGGGGGGUGGGACUGUGGACCUCAUUAGUUACAAAGUCAACAACACCUCCCCACUUGAGAUUGAAGAGUGUGCUAUUGGCGAUGGUGACCUCUGCGGCUCCACGCGGUUGGAUAAAUGUUUUGAAAAAUACAUCGAAACGCUAGUGGGCAAGGAUCAGUACAGCAAACUAAAGGAGAUCAACAAGAAGAAGAUGAUGCGAGUGUUCGAGUACGGCGUCAAACGAUGCUUCACCCUCGAGUCGACCAAAGAGUACUCGGUGGACCUUAAGGGGGUCGAGGACAACGAAAGGCACGGUAUCGAGGACGAUACAAUUACCUUGGAUCACUAUGGUGUGUGCGUCAACCAGCCCUUUGACUCUUCACGGCAUCUCUGGGAAGAUCGGUAUCUCAACCUCGCGACCAACACUUACUAUGCAGCCAAUCAGAUGAAAUGGCUCUUACGUAGGGAUAAGGAGCCCCCAUCACGUUAUAACCGCAACCUCAAGCAGCUCUGCAGUGUCCACUAUUCUGUGGAAGAGGCAAAGAUCUGGAACGAGCCAAGCUAUAAGAGCGACGCCAAGCCAGGGAAGUGGCGAGACAUGAAGAUGGAACUGAUUUUGAUCUUGGGAAAUGCGACACUUGACUUUAGGGUGAAAUACCGGGACGAGUUUGUUGCUGCUGUGGAAGCUGAGUACAUGCAGGAUUUUUCUUGA
Molecule: messenger RNA, 1287 nt
Organism: Fusarium vanettenii 77-13-4
Lineage: Eukaryota; Fungi; Ascomycota; Sordariomycetes; Hypocreales; Nectriaceae
Exons: 8
Coding region: 1-1287 (428 amino acids)
Molecular function (GO): ATP binding; ATP-dependent protein folding chaperone
Source: RefSeq, a predicted model, not a curated record